CCUAUCCUUACCCAACGACCACCACACUCUUCAGCGACAGUUCGACGUGCAAAAACUCUUACACGCCCAGAGCGCAGCGUCGCACCGGUCCCGCUCAUCACACCACAGCAUGCCCCAAUUGGUGGCUCCGAUGUAUCCUCAACCGAGAUCCCAUGGGACGCAUGGCGCAUCUUUUCGCGAAUCGUGACAUUCUGGGCACCGUCAUUUCUCCUUUCGUCUGUUGGAGGCCUGAAGGAAAAGCAGAUACAGCAGGCAUGGAGAGAGAAGAUUGGCCUUUGUUUCAUCAUUGCUAUAAUGUGCACCUUCAUCGGCUUUCUCACCGUCGGCUUUCAGAAGGUGCUCUGUCCGGGGAGCGCGCAGACUGCAGGAAAGUUCGUUCGCGUAGGAACAAGACCGGACACGCUCGGAGUCCAGGGCUGGCUGGUCAACGUCACCAAGACUCCACAGGUCAACGGAGUCAACUUUGGAACAUUACUCGAGUCGCCCGGCCAAGAUAUCACGACACUCUUUCAACGCGACGCGAGCAGCUACCCUGCCUGCAACGGUCUCAGCUUCAGAGCAGCUGCAGAAGCUCCGUGCGGUAACAACGCUUGCACGCUGCCCACUUUGAAUCAGCAAACGCUCUCCAGCCUCAAUAUGGUGAACACUAGUCUCAUCGUUGGUUACGACUGGUCCGACGUAGCACAACUCCAGAACUAUCUUGUUCUCGACGGUGCUGUCCUUGACAUGAAUUCCUAUAUGGCUCUUCACCCCACCCCCAUCCCUAGCGACUCGGUUGACGCCGCCAUUCGCCAGAUCCUCACGCAGAUGCCAGGAGACAGCGGGCGCGACGGAACACGCUUGUUCUUUUUUUACCCAGAGACCAGGGCCGCAGUUCCGUGCCUUAUCCAACGUUACUACGCCGGAAACAUUGACAAGAUCACGCCUGGUUGUUUCGCUUCCCAGCUGAUUCUGUACGCUGGCCUCAUCGUCAUUCUAUCGCUCGUCAUGGUCCGUUUCGUCAUGUCCUGCAUCUUCAGCUGGUUCAUCUCUGCCAGGCUGGCAGGCCCGCCGGACACCAUGUCGCUUAACCGCUCGGCCAUCAGCCCCGCUGUCAUGCCUGAAGGCGCGAACAUGUCAAUUGAUAACCCGAACGGCACUGCCCCGUGGGCCAGCGGCAAGAAGCUUACGGUGCCGAGCAAGUCCAUGCGUUCCCUCGCGUCCAGCAACUCCACACUUCUUAACGACGGUACCGCGCCCAUCGUCUCGCUCGCGCAGAUUGGCGCCGAGCUGUUCGCAGUUUGCCUCGUAACGUGUUACUCGGAAGGCGAGGACUCGCUGCGUACGACCCUUGAUUCGAUAUCAACAACGACCUACUCGGACGCGCGGAAACUGCUCUUCGUCGUGGCGGACGGUAUGAUCACCGGUGCUGGAGAAAAGAAGAGUACACCGGAUAUUUGUGUCAGUGUACUGGAGGCGGAUCCAAGGUUUGGAAACCCUGUUCCGAUGAGUUACAAUGCCGUUGGCGCAGGCGUCAAGGCGGAAAACCGAGCAAUGGUGUACGCAGGACAUUAUACUGUUGCAGGACGCCGUACACCUACCAUUAUUGUCGUCAAAUGUGGAACAGAGAGGGAGGCGGCGACAGACAAGAAACCAGGCAACCGAGGGAAGCGCGACAGUCAGCUUAUCCUCAUGAACUUCUUCUCCCGCGUCACGUACAACGAUCGAAUGACACCUCUCGACUUCGAUCUCUUCCGGAAGAUCCAUAUUCUCAUGGGGGUCACACCUGACUUUUUUGAGGUCUGCUUGAUGGUUGAUGCCGACACCAAAGUUGCCCCCGAUUCGUUGAAGUACCUUGUCAACUGUAUGCACCACGAUCAGAUGAUUAUGGGUGUCUGCGGCGAAACCCGGAUAGCGAACAAGAGACAGUCAUGGGUCACCGCCAUCCAGGUCUUCGAGUACUUCAUCUCACACCACAUGGCAAAGGCGUUCGAAUCCGUCUUCGGUGGUGUCUCCUGCUUACCCGGGUGUUUUUCCAUGUUCCGAUUGAAGGCGCGAAAGUCGACAGGCGAGGAUUGGGUGCCCCUUAUUAUCAAGCCGGAAAUCGUCAAGGAGUACAGUCAAAGUAUCGUCACCACUCUUCACGAGAAGAAUCUACUUCUACUCGGUGAAGAUCGCUUCUUGACGACCAUCCUUCUGCGAACGUUCCCAAACCGAAAGAUGAUGUUUUUGCCGCAAGCAAGAUGCAGGACCGUCGUCCCCGACACGUUUAAGAUUCUGCUCUCGCAGCGCCGUCGGUGGAUCAACUCGACCAUCCACAACCUCAUGGAGCUGGUCCUCGUGCGCAACCUCUGCGGCACGUUCUGCUUCAGUAUGCAGUUCGUGGUGUUCAUGGAUCUCCUGGGUACCGUCGUUCUGCCGAUUGCCAUCACCCUGACGUAUUCCCUCAUUAUCAACAUGGCACUCGACCCGCCUAAGACGUUCGAGGAAGCCAUUCCUCUCGUUCUGCUCAUUGCAGUUCUAGGUCUUCCAGCCGUGUUAAUCUUGAUCACAACGCGCAAAGUGGUGUACGUCUUCUGGAUGCUCAUCUAUCUUGCGGCGUUGCCAGUAUGGAAUCUCAUCCUGCCGGUGUAUGCGUUCUGGCAUUUCGAUGACUUCUCUUGGGGAGAGACACGGAAGGUCGAAGGUGAAGCGAAGGGUGAGGCGCAUGGAGAUGGCGGAGCCGCACACUCUGGCCCCUCAAUACCGUUGCGGCGCUGGGAAGACUGGGAGCGAUCCCGCUUGCGCAAGCUACGCCGUGAAGAACGUCGACGACGCGAAUUCGAGCGCCAACAUGGCUCGUACAUGACUGCGAACGGUGAGCUUCUCACGGUUCGAUCACCUGUGCAUAGCCAGUAUGGAGGAUCAGAUACUAUAUCGGUUACAUCUUCAGAAGACGAGCACUGGGCCGCGCAAAUCGGUGGUUACAACGAGAACAGCGCGUCGUAUCCGCCACCGCCGAUAGGUCUCAUGCCCCAAGCGUCCGUCAGCGGCGAGAGCGUAUCGGCCUCGGAGCUCGAAUCUAUGCUCGAGCACGGGUACGACGACCGGCCACAAUAUCGUGGAGCUUCACAGACGCCAAGCCCGCAGCGGUACCAGCUGUCCGACAGGCCUGGCGAGUACACGCCCCUGUCACGGACAGCAGCGUCGUCACCGGUUUCGUCGACAGGACCCGUGGAUGGCCUCAGCUCGGCGGCAGAGCCAUAUCGGACACAUGUAAAGAAGCGAAGCGGCGGAGGUUCGGGAGCAAAGUACGGACCGCUCGGUCCCCUGGACCCAGGCUCGCGUAUCUGAGCGGAGUGGCCAUAAUGUUCACGAAGCCUGAUAUGAUGUGCCAUGAGGUUCGGACUUUUCUGCCAUCCAUCUACACAUUCUUCGUUUUGCAUAUUACUCAGGUUUCGGUCGCCCUCACCCAUCACAUGGACUCAGUCUCCUCCCCACUGUCGCUUCAUUGUUAUGCUUGUUUGUCACCUCCCUCCUUGUUUCGCGCUGUUGCAGGAUUUUAUGCGCAUGUUUGUCGUACGUCAUCAUUAUUUUCCCGUACUACCACCCGCCCUACCACCGCUGCCGCAUCAUCACACUUUCCCUCGACAUCACUCCCCUGGCCCGCCCGCGCUCCACUGAAAAUUACCCAUCGUCGUAAUCCAUAGACGGCACCGCCCUGCUGGAUUCCGGGCCAGCCAAAUACCAUAGUACACGCUACGCCACACGCCGACACCACCCAUCACACAGGCCGGCUGUUCGGCGGGUGCUGCAUCGCGUCCACGUCGACCCUCGCCGUCUUCGUGGACGUUUUGUGUAACUGUCAUACCUCGUAUUCUGUUGAACUCACCUCACACAUCGCACCCGUCUUCUCCUGCCGCUGCUACUGCAUUGUUGACUGCCUACUCUUCCCAUCCGUAUUAUUAGUUUGGGCCCUAGAUCUCUCUUGGACGCUUCGUAUUCAAUGAAGAGAAUGGAAUCUCUCGCUUA
Messenger RNA from Phanerochaete carnosa HHB-10118-sp, 3990 nucleotides. RefSeq names its product glycosyltransferase family 2 protein. Bases 295 to 3312 code for a protein of 1005 amino acids. Gene Ontology annotation, molecular function: chitin synthase activity. Lineage: Eukaryota; Fungi; Basidiomycota; Agaricomycetes; Polyporales; Phanerochaetaceae. Gene Ontology annotation, cellular component: cell periphery; cell septum. The transcript is spliced from 4 exons. The record is from RefSeq and is a predicted model, not a curated record.